Messenger RNA from Lipotes vexillifer (Yangtze River dolphin), 2700 nucleotides. It is a transcript of the gene GNAI1, whose product is annotated as G protein subunit alpha i1. The record is from RefSeq and is a predicted model, not a curated record. The transcript has 9 exons. NCBI's taxonomy places the organism in Eukaryota, Metazoa, Chordata, Mammalia, Artiodactyla, Lipotidae. Gene Ontology annotation, cellular component: cytoplasm; heterotrimeric G-protein complex. Gene Ontology annotation, biological process: adenylate cyclase-modulating G protein-coupled receptor signaling pathway. Gene Ontology annotation, molecular function: G protein-coupled serotonin receptor binding; G-protein beta/gamma-subunit complex binding; GTPase activity. Bases 160 to 1224 code for a protein of 354 amino acids.
GGUUUCCAACUUUGGCAGCUCUCCCACCCGCACCCCUAAGGGGCAGGUCCGAACACAUCCCUGGGUGUGAGUAAACGGGAAGAAAUUAUCACACUCCAGCGGAGGACGCAAGCGCGCCGGACUUGAAGGGAGCGGCGGCCAGCUCUCGCUCCUGGCACAAUGGGCUGUACGCUGAGCGCCGAGGACAAGGCGGCGGUGGAGCGGAGUAAGAUGAUCGACCGGAACCUCCGCGAGGAUGGCGAGAAGGCGGCGCGCGAGGUCAAGCUGCUGCUGCUUGGUGCUGGUGAAUCUGGGAAAAGUACAAUUGUGAAGCAAAUGAAAAUUAUCCACGAAGCUGGUUAUUCAGAAGAGGAAUGUAAACAGUACAAAGCAGUGGUCUACAGUAACACCAUCCAGUCAAUUAUCGCUAUCAUUAGGGCCAUGGGGAGGUUGAAGAUAGACUUCGGUGACUCGGCCCGGGCUGAUGAUGCCCGCCAACUCUUUGUGCUUGCUGGAGCUGCUGAGGAAGGUUUUAUGACUGCAGAACUUGCUGGAGUUAUAAAGAGAUUGUGGAAAGACAGUGGUGUACAAGCCUGCUUCAACAGGUCCCGAGAGUACCAGCUUAAUGAUUCUGCAGCAUACUAUUUGAAUGACUUGGACAGAAUUGCACAACCAAAUUAUAUCCCAACUCAACAAGAUGUUCUCAGAACCCGAGUGAAAACUACAGGAAUUGUUGAAACCCAUUUUACUUUCAAAGAUCUUCAUUUUAAAAUGUUUGAUGUGGGAGGACAGAGAUCUGAGAGGAAGAAAUGGAUUCAUUGCUUUGAAGGAGUGACCGCCAUCAUCUUCUGUGUGGCACUGAGUGACUAUGACCUGGUUCUAGCUGAAGAUGAAGAAAUGAACCGAAUGCAUGAAAGCAUGAAGUUGUUUGACAGCAUAUGUAACAACAAAUGGUUUACAGAUACAUCUAUUAUACUUUUUCUAAACAAGAAGGAUCUCUUCGAAGAAAAAAUCAAAAAGAGCCCUCUCACUAUAUGCUAUCCAGAAUAUGCAGGCUCAAACACAUACGAAGAGGCAGCUGCAUAUAUUCAAUGUCAGUUUGAAGACCUCAAUAAAAGAAAGGACACGAAGGAAAUAUACACCCACUUCACAUGUGCCACAGAUACCAAGAAUGUGCAGUUUGUCUUUGAUGCUGUAACAGAUGUCAUCAUAAAAAAUAAUCUAAAAGAUUGUGGUCUCUUCUGAGUUUUGCAGUAAAUGGUAAAAUGCAUUUUCAAACCAAAUGAGUACUUAUAUGUGGAUCUCUCUACACUAGAGUCUUGCAGCAACACAGAAUGUAGUAUAUGGGAAGUGCAUCUGGGACCUGACCAAAAUUGGGGUUUUUUUGUUGUUUUUUUUAACUGGAAGUAAUGGAAGGUCCUUUCUUAAAUGUGAGAGGUGGUCCUGCAGUGUGAAACUAAGGGCAGUGUUAAAGCUGGACUCUAGUGUAUUGAUGACUUCUGUGUAAGUGUAAAUAUGCAAAUGUAUGUAUACAUGUAUUUAUGACUUUAGUUUUCCACAUUAUUUUUAGGUAUUAAGAGUGGCAACUUAUGAUUUUAGCGUGAUGGCUUGGGAAAUAACAGAAAUAUUAAGUACUUUGUACUGAAAGACUAUUAUGUUUGCCAGUUUUGAACAGCUUUAUUUAUGUUCAUGUCCUGUAAAUUUUUAAGAACAAUAAUUAAUAUUAGGACACAUUGCAGCCCUUGUCUUGAUUAUAUGUAUACUUGUAAUCAUAAAAAUGAUAUUUGUACAAACAUUGCACAGACUAUUUUAAUAACAUGAUUUGUUCUUUAAAUUUAAUGUGUUUUAUUGAAACGUUCUUGAAGUGGAGGAGUAUACCUGCCUUUGGAUCAGUUAAACAUUGUAUGCAUUUCAGUUUUUCUUUUAAGAAUGCAUGCUAAUCUGAUUCUACAUUAGAUUUGGUUUGAAAACAAAUUUCAGAUUUUUGAGGAUAUACUUACAGACUUAUUAUAAAUUCUUAAUUUUUAUUCGGUUGGUUUGUUUUCACUUUGAAUUUUAAUAUUUGGAUGGUAUUCAUGCAUUGCCUUAAAGGUGAUGCCAGAUUUUUAUACACUUUAAAUAACUACAUUUUUAUUUAUAACUAAGUUUAGGUGGGUGUGAGAGCAUUUUUGUGGGUAAAAAAUAAGUUAGCAUAAUGAAUUUUGAGACAUUCAUUUGCGUAUUUCCUUUGGGAAAUCCCUUGUACCUACUAUACGUGAUAGCUCCUUGUUUAGAAGAUAACAAGAAGGAUCUUUGAAUAUUCUGCUGAUGAUAAAAUGCAAGCUUUAAAUUCAUAUAUGUAAGUAAGUAACUAGUUUCAAGUUUAAUUAUCACGCUAUCUUAAAAUUACUUUUUUCCCUUAGAUUAUUCAAAUUUCCUCCACUUGCUUGAGUUGGUAUUAUUUCUUUUUAAACUGGGCUAUUAUUUCUGAGAAUGAAAUGGGCAAUUACACUUAGAAAAUGAGUAACAGGAUUUAAUUAAGUCAGUGAUUGUGUGUAUCCUCAAGUAAGUGUUACAUUUCUGCUAGAUACUGAAUUUUGAUAGUCAUUUUUAAUUAUUCAUGGUGUGUCUCUAUGACCUUGUUUCAGCAAAGUGAACAGCAUUCCAUACCCUACUUCUCUUUUUUACUCAUCUUGAAAAAGUUAGUCUUUCAGUAAGCUUCAUGGGUAAGUAGUUUCUAAA